Maylandia zebra (zebra mbuna) is the source of this 5641-nucleotide messenger RNA. RefSeq names its product phosphodiesterase 11a, like (gene pde11al). Gene Ontology annotation, biological process: signal transduction. Gene Ontology annotation, molecular function: protein binding; 3',5'-cyclic-nucleotide phosphodiesterase activity. Lineage: Eukaryota; Metazoa; Chordata; Actinopteri; Cichliformes; Cichlidae. The record is from RefSeq and is a predicted model, not a curated record.
UUCACUAUGACAGCGUUUGACUUCUCGGAUAUAGAGGCGUUUUUGGAUUGCCACCCGGAUCUGUUCGAGGAGUAUCUCGUUCGGAAAGCCAAAUGUGACCAGGUUAGCAGGUGGUUGAAGGAGCAUCAGCCGUCGAAAGUGUCCUCUGUCGAGGAGAAGCGGGGCGCUGCCAUGGACCCACUGUGGCCGACCAGUGCUGACGGACUCCGGCGCAGAUCGUCCCACAUGGAGCUGCGACGGAACUUUGCUCGGUCCAAAGCCACCACUGCACACUGGACAUACGACGAGCACGUGAGUUUGAGCGAACACGAGUCCCAGUCCAGCAUGAGGCGCCGUGCGCUCCUGCGUAAAGCCAGUUCACUGCCUCCCACUACCGCGCACAUCCUGAGCGCCCUGCUGGAGUCCAGGGUCAAUGUGCCUCAGUACGCAUCCAGCGCCAUUGACUAUAAAUACAGACUUAAAGAAACCAACGAGAGGGAGUUUUUUUUAGAGCUCGUGAAAGAUAUCUCCAACGAGUUGGACUUAACAAAUCUGAGUUAUAAAAUCCUGAUCAAUGUCUGCAUUCUUGUGGAUGCAGACAGGUGUUCGCUUUUCCUCGUUGAAGGACCCCCUCACAAGAGGACUCUGGUUUCCAAGUUCUUUGAUGUGCAUUCAGGCACUACAGUCAGACCAUCAUCUAGCACUCUUAACUCCAAUGAAGUGCAAGUGCCAUGGGGGAAAGGUAUCAUUGGAUAUGUGGCAGAGCACGGGGAGACUGUAAACAUCUCAAACGCAUAUGAGGAUCACCGCUUCAGUGAUGAGAUUGACAAGCUGACCGGGUACAAGACUCAGUCCAUCCUCUGUAUGGCCAUCUGCAACAGUGAUGGAGAAGUCAUAGGUGUUGUACAAGCUAUUAACAAAAAUCCAAUCGGCACCCCAUUUACUGAGGAUGACGAGAAGGUGCUGCAGAUGUAUCUACCAUUCUGUGGAAUAUCGAUUUCCAAUGCUAAGUUGUUUUCAGAGUCUCGCAAGGAGUAUGAAAGGAGCAGGGCUUUGCUGGAGGUGGUCAAUGACCUGUUUGAGGAACAGACCGACCUGGAAAAGAUUGUCAGGAAGAUCAUGCAGCGAGCGCUGACUCUGCUGCAGUGUGAACGUUGCUCUGUGCUUCUUCUGGAGGACAUUGACUCACCUGUUGUGAAGUUCUCAAAGACAUUUGAACUCAUGUCUCCUUUGUGCAAUGUGGACCGUGACAUCAGUGCCCACAUCAGCAUGGAGAAGUUAUCCUGUUCUGACUGGCUAAUCAAUAACAGUAUUGCUGAGCUGGUGGCUUCAACAGGACUGCCUGUUAACAUCAGUGAUGUGUGCCAGGACCCACGCUUUGAUGCUGAGGCAGAUCAAGCUUCAGGGUUUCAUAUCAGAUCAGUGUUAUGUGUUCCUAUCUGGAAUCGAACUCAUCAGAUAAUUGGGGUUGCACAAAUUCUGAACCGCCUGGACAGGAAGACCUUCGAUGAUGCAGAUCAGAGGCUAUUUGAGGCAUUUGUGAUAUUCUGUGGCCUUGGAAUCAACAACACAAUGAUGUACAAUCAAGUUAAGAAGACAUGGGCUAAACAGUCUGUAGCACUGGAUAUGUUGUCCUAUCACGCUACCUGCUCCAAGGUGGAAGUUGACAGACUGAAGGCUGCCAAGAUCCCCCUGAGCAGUGAGUUAGGCAUUGAUGAGUUUCACUUCAACGACUUUUCAUUGGACAACGACGCCAUGAUCACGGCUUCUCUCAGGAUGUUUCUGGAACUUGGUGUUGUCCAAAAGUUUAAAAUUGACUAUGAGGUUUUGUGCCGCUGGCUUCUGACUGUGAGGAAGAACUAUCGAACUGUGGCAUACCAUAACUGGAGGCAUGCUUUCAAUGUGUCGCAGUGCAUGUUCGUUAUGAUCACGACAGCAAGUUUCCAGGAUGUCCUGUCAGAUGCAGAGAUAUUGGCACUGAUGGUUGGCUGUUUGUGCCAUGACUUAGACCACAGAGGCACCAACAAUGCAUUUCAAGCUAAGACAGGUUCUGCUCUGGCCCUGCUUUACGGGACAUCAGCCACCCUGGAGCAUCAUCACUUCAACCAUGCAGUCAUGAUCCUGCAAAGUGAGGGUCACAAUAUCUUUGCAAACCUAAGCUCUAAAGAGUACAGCAACAUGAUGCAACUAUUGAAGCAGGCUAUUCUCUCCACAGACCUUACUUUGCACUUUGAGCGCAGAACCAAGUUUUUUGAAUAUGUUCUGUCUGGAGAGUUCAGCUGGACUGAUGAAGGACACAGAGAAGUUCUCAGGUCUAUGUUGAUGACAGCAUGCGAUCUGGGUGCAGUCACUCGUCCCUGGAAGAUAUCCAAACAGGUUGCAGAGCUGGUUACAAGUGAAUUCUUCGAGCAAGGUGAUAGGGAGAGGUCAGAGCUUAAGUUAAUCCCAGCAGCAAUCUUUGACCGCAAUCGCAAAGAUGAACUACCUGCCUUACAGCUUGAAUGGAUUGAUGGGAUCUGUAAACCUCUUUACCAGGCACUGCUGAAACUCAACAGAAAGUUACAGCCAAUGAUGGAUGGCAUCGAUGCCAAUCGAAAGAAAUGGCAGGAUCUCUGCUCAUCCUAUCAGCAGACACGCAGAGCUUCGGUGUCUAAUCAGAGUACAGAAUCAGGUCAGAACACUGAGUCAGGUGAAGAAGAUGGAGAAAACAAUGAAAACCUAGAGUCUAGAGAAACUGCGAAGCCAGUCGAAAACUCAGUGUUUGGGUCAAAGUGCAGUUAGGAUCAAAGAUGCAGAGAAAACAAGGAGAUGGAAACAUAGCAUCUGCAGGAAAGAAGUAAAAUAAGCUAAGUGUUUGGCAAGCUUUGCAUUAAGUUGAAAACAUUCAAAUGUCCUCUGAUUUGAUGAGAAAUGCACUACCCACUAUUGGUAAAUGAAAAGCAGCUUUCAUCUGCUAGGUGUCCCAAGCACUACGUUAAACUCAGGACUGAGCUUUAUCCCUACUGGUCAGACUCCCUCAGACCUCCCUCAGCUCUCAGAUGUAACUGAGAGCUUGUCAUGGGAUGAAUGAGAAUUGAAUAAGAAUGAAGGAUGAAUAAGAAACCAAAGAAGGUCUCUUAAUAUUAUAAUAUUUUUAAUGGGAACUGUGUUAGAAAUCCCAAAACUAUUGGAAUGCCUUUACAAAACAAAAAAGAAUCACUGUGACAAAUCAUAUAAAUUGCCAUUAUGAAUGUUUACUGGAGCAUGAUUGUGUUCUGGAUAAGGCUGUGGUACCUCAGUUGCAAGUCUUUGGCUAUAUGGUGUAAUUUUCAGUGUUUGUGGGUUAAUUGAACUGUUUGGCCAGCCGCUUGUUGUGUGCAACACGUGUAUUUUCUGGGGGAAAACAGGCAGAUAUGCGUCAAAGACUCAAACAAGAGGUCAGGGUUAAAAUUUAAAGUCUGCUGGCUUGUUGUAUGCACGUGUCUCUCUGUGUGUGUGAGUCUGUGUUAUAUCAUGGUUAGGUAGUUAUUUAAUGGGUCUUAAAAUAAUUUAUUGCAGCGGGAUAGUUUAAUUUCCAGUCUCAUAAAAUGUUUAAUGAAUGCUCACUUGAUUGAGAAAAAUACAUGAAUGCCUAUAAGUCCAUGUCCAUGUGUUCAGUUCAGUGUUAGAUCUACUUUCUCUUUACAUGUGCCCCAACUGUAUGCUACUAAUUUUAUUGUUUACUGUCUUUAAACUACACACAGUGGGAUGAGUUUGUCUUACUCUCGCUAAAAAAGAAGACUCCUCAGUGCCCGUACUAUGGCCUUUACAAGAUUUCGGUGUUGUACAUAUAAAAUAUGGAAAAAUAUCCAACUGGAAGUUUCAUAAAGCAGAUUGUGUACAUACAGUAUAUACGGUGCCAUGAAAAGUAUUUUCCCCCUUACUGAUUUCUAAGCUUUGUGUAUUUUUGUCACACUUACAUGUUUCAGAUAAUCAAAGAAAUGAUAAAUGAUGACUUCAUUUAUUAAGGAAAAAAGCUAGCCAAACCUAAUCUAUGUGAAGUCAUGGCCUGCCUCAUUGAAAAUAAUGAAAAUCAUGAAAAUAAUUUGAUUAACCGCGUUUUCAUAUAAAAGAAAAAAGCUGAGUCCAGUUUCAUGAGCUAAACCCAGAACUGAUUACCAGACCUGUUGAAUCAAGGAAUCACUUAAAUGGAACCUAUUUGACAAAGUGAAGUAGGUUAAAAGUCCUCAAAAAGCAACAGCUGAGAAACAAAGUCACUGAUAUCUAUCAGUCUGGAAAGGGUUACAAAGCCAUUUCUAAAGCUUUAGGACUCCAGUGAACCACAGCGGUAAGGACAGCACUAUCCACAAAUUGAGAAAACUUGGAACAGGGUGAACCUUCCUAACAAAAUUACUCCAAAGAACCCAGAACUGCAUCUAAAGAACCGCAGGCCUCACUUGCCUCACUUGCUUCACUUCAGGUCAGAGUUCAUUAUUCAACAAUAAGAAAGAAACUAAACAAAAAUGACAUCCAUGGGAGAACUCCAAGGAGAAAACCACUGCUGACCAGGAAGAGGACAUAGCUGAGCUCACAUUUGUCAAAACUCUGUGGACUGAUGAAGCAAAAGUUGAACUUUUUUAAAAGGUUUGAGUCCCAUUACACCUGACAUAAAACUAACCAUCAUUUCAGGAAAAGAACACAUCAUGCCAACAGUCAAACAUGGUGGUGGUAGUGUGAUGGUCCGGGGGUGCUUUCUGCUUCAGGACCUGGACGACUUGCUGUAACCGACUGAACCAUGAAUUCUUCUGGUAAACCCUGGAGGAGAAUGUCCAGCCAUCAGUUUGUGCUCUAAAGACAAUGCAGGACAGUGACCCAAAACACGCCAGCAAGUCCAAUGGCUCCAAAAAAAAAAUAAAAAAUUGAAAUCCAAUUGAGAUGCUUUCUUCAUGCAUCCUAACUCUACAAUCUGUCUGAAUAAAAACUAUUCUGCAAAGAAGAGUGGGCCAGAAUUCCUUAAUAGCAAUGUGAAAGACUCAUUGCUAGCUAUCACAAAUGCUUAAUUUCAAGUCCUGCUGCCAAGGGUGGCACAAACAGCUACUUUGCUUAGGAGCCAAUUAAUUUUUCAAAUACGGCUGGGUAGGUACGGAUGGCUUUUAGUAAAUGAAAUCAUUAUUUUUAAACUGCAUUUUGUAUUUACGCUGGUUAUCUUUUCCUAAUUUUAUAAUAUUGAAAUUUGUUUGAUGGUUUGAAACAUUUAAGUCUGAGGAAUACUAAAACUAAGAAAUCAGGAAUAGGGCAAAUACUCUUUCAUGGCACUUUACACUAUGCUUUCAUUUAUUUGCCGAUGCAUGGUGAUUGUGUUGAAACUGCAUGCAUCAUAUUUAAUAUUGACGCUGGACAUUAUCUCGAUGCCUUCGACUGCCCAAUGAGAUUUGUUUUGCAUGAAAGUAUUACAACGGAAAUACGAAAUGUUGCUACUGCACUACUGUUGUCGAGAACAGAUACAGAUUUCUAUUUUAGAUCACAAACUGUACCAAAAUGAUACAUUCAUUAUUUUUCAUACACCAGGCUCUAUAUUUAUAAUUAUUCCCUAAAAUAAAUUCUUAGAGAAGACAGGACGGCGUUUCACUUCAGACAAAAAGGAGAGGCAAGUUUUAAAUGUGUCUCCAUCUGGUUUUGUGAAUAAAACUCUGUGGCAUGAAAA